Molecule: messenger RNA, 7487 nt
Organism: Nomascus leucogenys (northern white-cheeked gibbon)
Lineage: Eukaryota; Metazoa; Chordata; Mammalia; Primates; Hylobatidae
Gene: TSPAN9
Product: tetraspanin 9
Exons: 8
Coding region: 3305-4024 (239 amino acids)
Cellular component (GO): membrane
Source: RefSeq, a predicted model, not a curated record
ACCAUGCCUGGACUUUCUUUUCUUUACUGGUCUCAGAAACUUAAAAAAGCAAACAGAUUAAAAACAAGUAACAGUACCAUUCCUCCUUCUCUACCCCAACCCUUUCACCAUCAUUGUUACCGUCCUUCCUGAAUCAUGGCCAAGUAUGGUAACACCCAAUCUCCUAGCCCCUGCCCUGUAGCCUCCCCCCAACCAUGUGGGCCCCCUGCUAGGGACCUCUCCAUCGUUCUCUUUUGGCACAGUUGCUAAAUGGUUUGCUCAGCAACGAAAGCAUUUUCUGUACUGUACAGUGGAAGAAGCUCCCAAAUUUGGAGUUUAAAAACUGGGGGGAGGUGAGUAGCUCUCCCUUCUAAAAUGGUGCCCGUCUCACAUGCUCUUUUGGGUGGCAGGCGCCACUUUGUGUCUAACCUGAACUCUGGCUUCGUAGGAGGCUGCCUUGUUUGAGGCUUAAAGGCACAGGGUGCCUCACAAGCUGUACCUUGUAUCAAAUGUGGGAAUAUUCAGCAUGGGUCAGAAAGGCGCUGUGGGCUGGCCCAUUGGUUCUGAUUGUGUGUGGGUGAGGGAGAGACCAAAGACUGAGCCCUGUCUCAUGCUGCCAGCCUGAGGAAUUCAGAGAGGCAGAGAGAGCUUGGCAUUUACUCCAAAGCCCACAUCUCCCCAGUUGCCAGCCAGCAGAGAUGUGGCACGUUGAUUUCAUGUAUUCACUUCUCUUCUUCCCCUCUGAGAAUGCUGUACUUGCUUCACUUUUUUUGUUAAAAAAAAUAAAUAAAAGGAAAGUGAAGUCAGGCUGCCUUGUUCACACGCUCAGAGAGCCCCGAAGGGCAGCCUGCACCUGCCAGCUUGCCUGGGUGGCAAGCUGAGAAGGAUCGGGAGCUGCCAGAGGGAUGGUGUCUCACAGCACCAUUUCUAUCUGAUUGUUCCAUCUGUACCCCCAGUCUAAGGAAGUGAGGCAGCCACAGCCACUGGUCUUUUCAUCUCUCACCUCUCCUCCACCCCAAUGCCAGUGCCAGGCCCAGCUUCCUAGGGCACUGGUUAAUCAUGGGCCCCACUGCUUGGGACACUGCAGGAUGCAGCCCAGACUUUUCAUGUGCCAUGCAAGGCUUCACAGGGUAGCUUGCUUUGACCUCUAAGCACCUUCUCUUGCUUCAGUCAGGCCUGUCCCCUCCCUGCCUCCCAAAGGUACCACACUCACGCCUUUCUAGGGUGGCCACCCACUUCAGAGAGCCCUUCUGCAACUGGAGGCCAAGGGACAGCUCGGUGCCCAUCCUGCCACGGUCUGUGCUCUGUGCAUCACUCUGCUUUGGGCUUCUCUAGCUGUAGUCGUGAGUGGGGGUCGAAGGUGGGUCGCUUCAGCUCCAUCCUGAGCUCCUUGAGGCCCACGCCUUGUCUCACUCAGCUUUGUGCCUUCCGUGGGUCCUUGUUCCAUGUCCUCCUAUCUUGAACAAGCCAGCACCAAUGGAUGGUGUGCUCAUGGUGAGAGAGGGAGGAGGAGGGACGUGUUCCUAGAGCUGCCUUCCUGAGGCUGCUCUACCACCUUCCUCCUAAGAUAGGACUAGAUUACGCGGCGUCUCCCCACACCAGCUUCCUUCUUCCAGCCUGUGUCAGGUAACUCAAGGCCAUCUGGGUGAUGACUCACCUUUCUCCUUAGCAGUCCAGGAGCACUGCCCCUUACUCAGGGUCCUCUCAUCUAAUGACCUCACAUCAGGACAUGGUAUUUCAGGUUCCCCGUUGUGCUUUAAGAAUCUGUUAGCCUGGAAGAUUCUCAAGGGCAGAAACUGUUGUAGAGUCCAAGAGACUGUGGAGCGUGGGCUGUGAAAUCAGUUUUCUUUUCUGUAAAAUGGGGAUAGUAGGGUAUAGCUAUCUUGUAGGGUUGUCAUGAAGAUUGACUGAGUUACAUUGUGGGAAGCUUGGUCCCUGGGGUAUAUAAAGACUUAUACGUCAAAGUUGCUCUUACCAUUCUGAUGACUAACCUGGGUGCCCUGAUGGGACUUCACUGCAGCUUUGCUCAGGGACUGACAGGUGUGACUUCAGUGCCCUUUGACAAGUGUGACCAGAGGAGGCAGAACUGUUGCAUUGCAGCCUCCACUUCCUCUCUUACCUGCCUGUUGUUUCCCCCUACCUGCUGGGGACCACCCCAACCCCAAGGCCCUCAGACUUCUGAGGAAGUGGCUAGUGGCACGAAAUCAUUUAUAAUCAGAAACGAAGAUGGAAAGAUCCAGGGACAAUGAGGAAACUAUUCUGCCUGGACAAGGUGUGAGCUGGGGAGAAGAGAUGAAAAAGGGUUAGGAAGUAGAGGGGGCCACCCGCGAGGGCCCUCCGUGACACCAGGCCCCCACCUGAGACUGACAGGAUCGGCCCCUCCAAUUUGUUCAGCCUCAUGUCCUCAGACUCUCCUCACAUCCACCAGCUGACCUGAUGCUUGUAACACCUCUAGGGGGUGGGCUCUUUUAAUCCCCAUGUUAAAGAAGAGGAAACGGGAGCUCAGAAAAGCAAACUGCCUUGCCCUUGAUCACACAGCUAAAAAGAGCUCAAAGUGAAAAACAGGUCUCCUGACUCUUGGUCCGGCUGGUAAAUGAUCUAUCCCUGCAUCAAAGAAGUAAUGUUGUGAGAAUGAAGUGGCAGCCGUGGGCCCCUCAGGAGCGGCCAGGUGAGGCUGCAGAGGACAAAAGGCAUUAGCCAUUCCAGUCAGGCAGCCCUGGUGCUACAUCAGGUGGCGGCUAGACAUCUGCCCCUUCAUCUGCAGACAGCAUCGGUGGGACUGCUGUGCCGAACCCAGAGAGAGUAGCUGCUGGUGGCUGUAAUACACACUAGGUUUUACUGUUGGGGUCCCCAUCUGAGUUGGGAAGGGGCUCAGGAUGGUAAAACCACUGCAGUUUCCUUUAAAGUAAGGGAGCUGCACUCAGAAUGGGAGAGCUCUCACCUCUAGGAGGCGGGCCUGCCAGGGAGCCAGUGAGGCUGCAGGCUUACCAGCAAAGGUCACCAGCAGCAGCACAGGUCACCACAACAGCUCUGUGAUGAGGGUCUGGAAGUCCCUCUGGCUGGAAUUAAUGUCCCCCUCCCACCAUGGCCAUGCCUGUUGUGGUAGUUCUGUGUCUGCCCAUUUGUGCUGCCUUGGUGAUUAAUGCCCUCCUGUCUUCCUAACUGGAUUGUGGCUGCCUGAAGGGCAGGGAGCUUCACUUGUCAUAUCUGUUUCUUCAAGGGCCUGGCCCAGGGUUUAGCACACAGUUCUAGUGUGACAUGAAUACCUGCUGGGAUCCAGGGAGGACUUUUCACACCCACAGCCCCAGAAUUUAAGAAGUGCAACAUGGCCAGGGGUUGCCUCUGCUGCUUGAAGUACAUGAUGUUCCUCUUCAAUUUGAUAUUCUGGCUCUGUGGCUGUGGGCUGCUUGGAGUGGGCAUCUGGCUCUCCGUGUCCCAAGGCAACUUUGCCACCUUCUCCCCCAGCUUCCCUUCGUUGUCUGCAGCCAACCUGGUCAUCGCCAUAGGCACCAUUGUCAUGGUGACGGGCUUCCUCGGCUGCCUGGGGGCCAUCAAGGAAAACAAGUGCCUCCUUCUCAGCUUUUUCAUUGUCCUGUUGGUCAUCCUCCUAGCAGAGCUGAUCUUACUCAUCCUCUUCUUUGUUUACAUGGACAAGGUGAACGAGAAUGCCAAGAAGGACCUGAAGGAAGGCCUGCUGCUGUACCACACCGAGAACAACGUGGGGCUGAAGAACGCCUGGAACAUCAUCCAGGCCGAGAUGCGAUGCUGUGGCGUCACUGACUACACAGACUGGUACCCAGUGCUGGGGGAGAACACGGUUCCCGACCGCUGCUGCAUGGAGAACUCCCAGGGCUGCGGGCGCAAUGCCACCACGCCGUUGUGGAGAACGGGCUGCUAUGAAAAGGUGAAGAUGUGGUUCCAUGACAAUAAGCACGUGCUGGGCACGAUGGGGAUGUGCAUCCUCAUCAUGCAGAUCCUGGGCAUGGCCUUCUCCAUGACCCUCUUCCAGCACAUCCACCGGACUGGUAAGAAGUACGACGCGUGAGCAGGCUGGCCAGGAGUGCCCACCCCACCCUGCUGCCCUGUGGAGGGAAGAGGAUUGAGCUUUGUGUCGCCUGCCUGCACUCUCCAGAUGUGACCCCUGCACCCACCCACCCCAGCCUACCCUACCCCACCUACCCUGCCUCAGCCUCGGACUUCUCAGUGGGUGGAGUGCCAGGGAGGAGGAGGCACACAGAGACCUGGGGCUCGGGGCCCCUGGAUUCCUGCAUCUGCAUAUGCGUAUUUGCCAAAGACGACAGGGUGGGCUGGGGUGUGCUCAGGAGGAGCCCCCCGGCACUGAUGGGCUUCUGCCCCUGCCCUUCCUCACACUGAUACUUUGUCCCCACAUGGGGUGGGGAGCAGAGUGCCCGCCCCGUGGAGAUACCGCCCCAGCGGGGGCUGCUACAUCCAUGGCCACCAUGGGGCACUUGGCGGGGCGGGGGGUCUGCCGGCCUCUGGGCAAGGCCCCUGGAGCAUCUCGCCCAGGCUUUUUAUACCUUACAAUGUAACUUUUUUAUUUUAUUUUACUCUAUGAUUAUUCAGGAAUAUUAUCUCUCAGAUAAGUUUAGGGUUAGAUUUCUGAUUUGUAACUUUUUACUGUGUUGAUUUCUUUAAUGGUUUGACUUUUUUUCCCUGAAAGUGAGGGAUGGGUGGGAAGAGAGGACAUCUGUCCAGUCUCAAUCAGGACAGACCACCGUGCGACACCCAGGAGGCUCUCGGAUGGGGCGUGCCUGCGCCCUCAGAACGUGUGGGAAGGAGGGGGCAUGGACAGGACACGGGACCUUGCCACGCCUGGUGUCCGAGGACGGGAGCCUGGGAGAGGCGGGUGGAGCAUGAAGCAGGCUGGAGGUGCCCCUGCACGGGAGGUGGCAUUUGCUAACCAAUCGAGCUGGAAAGACCAGGGCAGGGGAACCCCACGGUGCUGGGGAAACGCUUUGCCAGGACUGUGGCAGAGCUAGAGGGGUCCUUAGACUUUUCACUGAUGAGCAGUUGUUGGUUUUUUCUUUCUUCCUUCCUCCCGCUCUCUGCUGGCACGCAAGGCUUCCCCUUCCACCCCAUGUGGGUAUUCCCACAACAGGUUCUGCACACCCCAGUUAUUUCACACACAUUCCUGCUAGAAACUGUCAGACACAUACCUCUCUAGUUUGGAUGCUGCUCACUUUCUCCCGUGCUUCUGGAAGGGGAAGCAGUCUUUAGGUUUUGCUGUGCUGGGACAGUGGCAGGGGACCCACAGGGGUGAGGACCCACGGUCCUCCCCACCAGCCUUGCUCCGUUGUGGGUUGCCCUGCUGGGAAGGAGGGAAUCACAUCCACGUGAGUCCCAAGAUCUUCGCCUCCUUCCCUGGGGUCAUGGACAUCAGCAGUGGGUUGGGUGGCGAUCAUACUGUCUGUGAUCCCAAGGAGAAGAAAUACAGAAAACCCAAGAGAGGUGAGACUGGCUCUUGUUACCGGGGCCACAGGAAGAAAGCAGCCGGAGUGACGCAUGUGCAGAGCUGGGCAUGGGGGAGAAACAGGCUGGGGAGUGAGGCCGGGAGCGGGAUUCAGCUGCAGCAGGGCGCCCCCUCUAAACUGCAGCUGGUCUGGCUUACUGUUUUGCAGUUCAAAAAGGUCACGAAUCCAUGGGACUGAGCGUGGGGACCUUACCCACUAGCCAGCAUCUGCUGCACUUGAUCAGGUGGGGUCUUGGUGGGCGGCUGCCUUUCCUGUACAGUUUGUCUUGUCACCCUGGUUUCCCACUGGGGCCAGGUCUCUUCUCCAGCCUCCACCUGCCUAUCUGCUGCAAGAGCUGAGACACGGCCACCCAGCACCAGUCACUCCUCUGUUCGCCUUAAGUAACACACAAAUCGGGACCAGGAGGAUAGAACUGUUGGCAUUAUCAGGAUUCGUGUUUUGCGGGGGUGGGAGUGGAGAGUAGGGUGGUCUUGUGAGUUGGGCAGGGUAAAGACCGCUUCUCUGAGACAGGGGCAGUGGUGCUGAUGGAACACGGGGGAGGCCCACAUUUGAGCAAAGCUGCCCUGCCCUUGUCCCCUGGCCUGGCUUCCUGGUAAGGAGCUUCAGCCGCCUCCCCAGGAACCCCCAAAGUGCAGAUUCCGGAGCAGACACCUCCCGGCGGGAGACUCAGCACACAAGUGCUCCAGUUGCUCGGUGGUACCUGGGGCCUCGUGCGUUUUUGCUGUGGGUGGAGUGGGUGGGGUUGGUUUAUGCCUAUCAAUGCAAUUUUUAAUUUUUGUGAAUAUCAACAGCAAAAGCCUAGUGCAUUGGGAGAUGUGCAACCUCCCUGAGAAUCUUUUCUGUUUCUGGAGUGCUUCAGGGGUUGGCCUCUGGCCCCAGAGCCUUUGCCACAGUGCCCCCCCCCCAGCCCCCACCCCAUCCGUCUGUUUGCAGAGCCUCAUCUACAGGUCCCCACGCUGCCUUCUUUCCUCACUCUGUGCUUGCUGUUUUGUUAUUUGGCUGAGUAUACAUUGGGCGGAAGUCUCUGUGCACAGAGUGGGUGUUGCUCCAAGCCCCUUCCACUCGGAGGGCCGCACCCAGCGAUGCCAGUGAAGGUGGCACAGCCUCUCUUCAGUUUCUCCUGACUCUGAUCUCACUGGGGCAGAAUUCCCCUGAGAGAAUUCCCUCACUCACGGCUCCCUUUGCCAGAGUUAGUUCAAUCAGGUCUGAUGUGAGCAGUUUACAUGCUUGUCUCAGAAAGGCCCUCAGGGUUUGUAGAGGACCGCAGAGGGGCAUCCGCUGCAGACUCAGCCUUUCUCUGCAGCCAUCCUGCAGUGGUGGUGAGUGGGCACACGCUGAGAACUGCCCUUGGGUGGUGGAAGCAGGUGUCACGGUGCGCGUCUCCCCCUGCACCCCUCCCUCAGCUUGAGCCAUGUCACCCCCUCUCCCUCCAGCAUGGGCCUGCAUCUCAGGCUCUCUGGAAGGCGGCCCUGCCCCAGACCCUCUCGCAGGUGUCCUGGUUUGACUUGGAACUAGGUGGCCAUCCUUCCAGGCUUUGGUGGCCCAAGAGCACUCCGGGUGGAUGGAAGUGGCUGUCCCCUCCUCUCCAGCCCCUGCCCACCCACUGGUGGAGGUGCUAACUAGCAGGGACGUGGCAUAGGAUGGGAGCUGGGUGCGAGGUGCUUGGGGUCCAUUCUUUGUCCCUCAGCUUCUCAGAGUCCGGCCAGCCCUUGUGUUCCCGUGCCCCCCACUUUCCUCCUCCCCACUGCAGUGAGGCAAUAGUCCGGGGUGGGGCCUGGCCUCCCUGCCCUGAUGCGGCACUCAGGAGGCCUGGGGGGCUUCCUGGCCCCUCCUUGCCCACCUGCCCGCCCCCGGGCAGCAGGGGAGGGAGAGCAGGGCGAGCACGCUUGUUGGUUUCAGAUGCACUUUCUGCUUGCGAUGCCGUAUCUGUGCGUUCCUUCAUCCUGGUCCUGGCUUUAUGGAACACCAUGUUUUUAGCAUGUUUUUAAAUAAAAACUGAUAAAGUGUCAAAAGCAC